This is a messenger RNA of Pieris napi, 2420 nucleotides long. It is a transcript of the gene Tif-IA, whose product is annotated as RNA polymerase I-specific transcription initiation factor RRN3. NCBI's taxonomy places the organism in Eukaryota, Metazoa, Arthropoda, Insecta, Lepidoptera, Pieridae. The coding region runs from base 501 to 2168 and encodes 555 amino acids. Gene Ontology annotation, cellular component: nucleus. Gene Ontology annotation, molecular function: RNA polymerase I core binding; RNA polymerase I general transcription initiation factor activity. The record is from RefSeq and is a predicted model, not a curated record. The transcript has 8 exons. Gene Ontology annotation, biological process: transcription initiation at RNA polymerase I promoter.
AAUUAAAAUGCCAACAAUAAAGUAAAAAGUUACGCGCAUAAAGUUUAGCACGUGUGUUAUAUUUAAAAAUAUAUAUGUCUUUAUUAUUAACUACCAGGCCAGCAGUUUAACAGAAAGUUAAACAUUUUAGUAAAAACAUAAAAGAAUAUUCUUUAAUCGCUUCCAAAACGAUAAAAUGUAAGAAUAAUUUUGAAAUGUCCAAAGAAGGUUAUAACACCGAAAAGAAAGAGGGUGAAAGUAAAGUGGUUUUAGAACGUUUACAGUCAUAUUUAAAAGAUAAAAGAAGUAGUGAAUCAUCUGAGACUAGUGUAAUUUAUAAUAAGCCGAGCUCAAGUUUAGUUUAUGAGCCAAAUCCCAUAGUAGUUACAAGCAUUGAAGAAACUGGUAAUAGUAACGUACUUCGGGAAGUAUUAAAUCAUAAAAAAUCAGAGUUGCUAAGGCAGCCUGAAGUAAUAGCAUUUUUGAAAACAUUAUCAACAGAUUUAAAGAAGUAAUUCGCGAUGGCAGUGGCUGCUCGAAAAAGCGCAGAAUUUCUUAUGCGUAAAACGUUAGAUAGACAGGCUGCGCUUACUCGGAUGAAAGUUAGUUUUAAAAAGAAACAAAUAAAUCAAGUAAUAGUUGACUAUGUAAAUGACGGAAAGUAUGGACCUUACAAUGAAUUAAUAAAUAUUCUCAAAGAUAAGCAAAUAUCUGAUGGAAACUUCUUAGUGUUGUUUGAAGAUUGUUUGUCAUGUACAGUUUAUUUUGAAAAAGAUUGGAAGAUGUUUAUUGAUCUACUAUGUGAUAUUCAAUGGGUAAACAGAGACCCAGAACUAGUUAAAGUGUAUAGUAAAUUUAUAGUUAGUUUAGUAACUGCACACACUUACCACUGUCCAAAAGUUAUGACAACAUUAGUCAAUUUAUUCAAAGUUGAAGGUGAGAAUUGGGAUGACUAUCCACCUGAAGAGCUGAAUAAACAAUGGGCUAAUAUACAUUCACUGAUAGCACAAAUAGUUGCUUUUAUGCCUAUGACAAGCAAUAUUUUGAUGCAAACAGUAAUGGAUAAUUUCCCAUACUACAAAGCGGGUUGCUACAUUAAUAGAGCCUAUGUACACAAUUUAAUAUGGAUAAGUAGAUACAUACCUUCACUGAAGGAACAAAUUAUGUCUGCUAUAAUACACAGAAUGAUAGAAAUGGAUGUAAAUGUAGUAGACCAAAAGACCAAGCAAGAAACAAUUUUUAAUAUGGAGUUAGAAAAAGACGAGACUAGUGUUACGCUAGACUAUUGUAUGUUGGAAAUGCUAAAGUGGCUAGAAGAUGAAAGAGAACCUGUAUUAUUAAUACUGUGUAAUGUGUUUGAAAGGGUUGUGCUUCCUACUUAUGGCAUUCGAUAUGUCCAAUUCUUGCUGCUAUACACUAUAUCAAUAAAUCAGCAGUGUGCUGAUAGGAUAUUUAAUAACUUGUGGACAAUAACAGCUGGUCUCCACGGAUUAGGGCCUGGUGCCUUAACCACACGUAAGACUGCUGCCAGUCACUUAGCAGGUCUUCUUGCAAGAUGUGUGAGAGUUCCUAAUAGUAGACUAAUAGAUUAUUUAAAGACUAUGGCAGAUUGGUGUCACGGGUACAUAACAGCAACGCAAGAGACCUCCGCUCACGACAACACUAAAGUACACGGUGCCUUCCAUGCAGUCUGUCACGCGAUAUUUUAUCUUGUUGCCUUCAAGAACCAUCAUCUAUUUAUGAGUAAAGAAUGUUUAAAUUUCGUCGAGUCCCUGAACCUUCCCCGUCUAGUGACCUGUCCUUUAAACCCUUUGCGGACAUGUCCUCCACAAGUGACCCAGGCCUUCGCAUCUGUCACCAGAUCUCACCAGGUGGUCUACUGCCAGUCUAUCAUUGAGAAAAAUCUUCGGUUCUCCUUACAUAAUGCUGUGCAAUAUGAUGAGUGGUUCCCGUAUGAUCCAUACACGUUACCAAUAUCAGGUAAAAAAAUAUGGCCGCUAUGCGUGGAGUAUAAGGACUGGUUGACAAAAGGUGACGACGAAACCCAGUUCAAGAGUUUGAAACGCAAAUUUGACGGUGAAGACGACGAUUUCCUACAAAUAACUCCCAGCCCCCGACAAAGACUGCCUAGCUCCUUAUCUAAUUGUAUAUCACCAGGGUUCAAAAGCAGUGACACUAGUAUGAUGUAAAUAUUUUUAACCAGAUAAACUUUCUACAUAUAUUAUCAGACUUAGGGUCCUUGAAGAAAGAAGUGUACCAAUUCUUGAAAGUUUAUGAAGAUAUGUAUGCUUAGAGAACGCUAUUGAUUUCAAAAAUUUUUAUUCAUUUGUGUUAAUAGAUUUCUUCAGAAAACUACUCUUAAACUUAUAUCAUUAGGCUGAUUCACAUAUAUCAGUGAAGCCACAAUUCCGACACAGUACGAAAUUUUGUUUUAUACAUUC